Messenger RNA from Alligator mississippiensis (American alligator), 7208 nucleotides. RefSeq names its product RNA binding motif protein 20 (gene RBM20). NCBI's taxonomy places the organism in Eukaryota, Metazoa, Chordata, Crocodylia, Alligatoridae. Gene Ontology annotation, molecular function: zinc ion binding; mRNA binding. The record is from RefSeq and is a predicted model, not a curated record. Gene Ontology annotation, cellular component: nucleus. Gene Ontology annotation, biological process: regulation of RNA splicing. Bases 353 to 3910 code for a protein of 1185 amino acids. The transcript has 16 exons.
CCCCGGCGCCCGCCGCCCCCUCAGCGCCGCCGCCGGCCGGCCGGCAUGGUCCCCGCCGCCGACAUGGGCCCCGGCCCGCGCCGCCCGGCCCCCGCCCACAACCCCGCCACAGGGAUGCCGCCGCCGCCGACCAGUCUGCCCCAGCUCCUGCACCAUUAUCUUUAGAUAAUCAGUGGAGGAGUUUCAGUACAGUAAAAUAAAACCUGUCGUCUGCCAACGCUUUAACUUAACUGGACUGCUUUUUGAAAACCAUGUGCAGUGGAACAGUGCUAAGUUGGGUAAAUGGUCAGAAGGCGCGUGGAGAAUUACUGCAUUGUUGUGAGCAAGAGAACAAACUCAAGAAGCAAAGCCAAUGGAUCCAAAAAGUGCUGCCAAGCUUCUGGAGAAGAACCCAUUCUCUGUCAGCACCCCGAAUCCUUUGCUUCCUUCUCCUGCCAGUCUCCAGCUCGCUCAGCUCCAAGCUCAGCUUACCUUGCACAGGCUAAAAUUGGCUCAGACAGCAGUCACCAGCAACCCAGCAGCUGCAAGUGUCCUGAAUCAAGUGCUCUCCAAAGUGGCCAUGUCUCAGCCGCUGUUUAACCAGUUACGGCAUCCGUCCAUGAUCAGCACCCCCCAGGGGCAUGCUGGAGGACCUCCACAAGGACCUGGGAUCACUAAUGCUAGGUUUCCAUCUAGUGGAAUUCCUUUUCCAGCACAAAGUCCGGCUCUGGCAGCCCAAGGAGGAAGCACAGGGCCUGUUGGGAACAUGCAGACACAAAACCCAAGUGCUGUGGUCAUGAACCCCUUUGGGAGUGUAAUGUCUCAGGCGUCCAGUCAACAGGCUGUAGUGAUGGGUCUGAAUAAGACUGGUCCCUCAACUGUUGCAGGAGGAUUUUAUGAAUACAGUAAACAAAACGUUUCUGCCCCUCAAGCGUACACGUCAGAUGCAGAACAAUCCACUCAGCACAGCUUUAUAACCACUGGGUCGCAUUCAGGAGUGUCCUAUGAGGGUCAUUUUUGUCCUCCAGGCCAGCUCAAACAUGACAGCCAGUCUGGGUUUCAGAAAGAUUUCUAUGGACCCAAUUCUAAAGGGCAGCAUACAGCAGGGCUACAGCCAUUGGCUUUCCCGGGUGAUGAAAUUGUGAGUCAAAAAGCAGAGCCAGGUCCCAUGUUACAUGGUGCAGGUACAAACAACCAGUGGGAAGAUGUCCCUAAUUUCUCCAGCCAAAACAAGCCUGACCUAAUGCUCAGUCCCAGCAUGUGGCCAUCGACAAGUCAGCAGUAUGAAAUAAGAAACGAGCUCUACAACCCCGAAGAACCCACCCCUGACACAAAGUUUAGCUCUGGGGCUCUAGGUCCUUUCAGCAGACUCAACAAUAGUAAACAGAGCUUCAGCAGUUCCCGAAUGAGGCAGGAUGAGGACCCGGUGGCAAAUGCAUCCAAUUUGCCUGUGAGAUCUCUACAGCCUCAUGAGUUAAAUGACUUUCAUGGGAUAGCCCCACUUCACUUCCCACAUGUCUGCACGGUCUGUGACAAAAAGAUCUUUGAUCUAAAGGACUGGGAUCAGCACAUUAAAGGAAAUCUUCACAUCCAAAAAUGUAUGGCGCUCUCGGAAAACAGUGGCAUCCGGUGUGCGUUAAGUUCAGUAGAUGGAACGUUGCAUUUAUCGCCAAAUAAUGCUUCAAUUUUUAACCCUUCCAGUAUUGAAGAUUUCUCAUCAGCCGUUGGCUCAUCUUAUGCCACUGUGUCAGCAAGAUCCUUUGGCCAGCCAGUUCCUACAUUUUCUUCCCUUCCAGCUGGGGUAAGAUUUCCACAAAGGAAAUCCAUCCUUGGUCGAGUAGUACACAUCUGCAAUCUCCCCGAAGGAAGCUGCACAGAGAACGAUGUUAUUAAUCUUGGACUUCCCUUUGGGAAAGUCACUAAUUAUAUCCUUAUGAAAUCUACUAACCAGGCCUUCCUAGAAAUGGCUUACUGCGAAGCAGCACAGGCUAUGGUACAGUACUACAAAGAGAAGCCCGCUAUGAUCAACGAUGACAAGUUACUCAUCAGGAUGUCUAAAAGAUACAAGGAACUUCAGCUGAAGAAACCAGGGAGGAAUGUGGCGGCAAUCAUCCAAGACAUCCAUUCUCAGAGGGAGAGGGAUAUGUUCCGUGAAGCAGACAGGUAUGGACCAGAGAGGCCACGAUCUCGCAGCCCCAUCAGCCACUCCCUGUCGCCAAGAUCCCACACACCAAGCUUUACUUCCUGCAGCUCACCCCGCAGUCCGUUGGGCACCGUCAAGGCAGACUGGGGAAAUGGAAGAGAGUCGUGGGAUCAGUCCCCUUAUUCCAGAAGAGAAGAAGAAAGAGAGACAGCACCCUGGAGAGAGAAUGGAGAGGAGAAAAGGGACAGGACUGAUGCAUGGGUACAUGAGAGAAAACAUUAUGCACGGCAGCUGGACAAGCUCGACUUGGAGGAACGGACUGAAGGAGGCAGAGGGCACAGAGACAAAUAUUUAAGGGGUGGUUCGCCCAGCUACAAGAGCAGGGAUGAUGAUUAUUACAGAAAAUCAUCCAAGCCAAAAUCUGAUAGGCAUCAGAAGCAGCUGCAGGAUGCACCAGCAAAGCCUAAAAGAAAAGAAGAUGCGAGAUUGAAAGAGCGCAAGCAUUUUCACUGUGAGGAACCAGUGAAGGAGGACAUCUCUGAACAGAAGCCCAGCAAGGGGUCUGAGGGCUCCAGACACAAGCAAAGUGAUAAGAAUAAAACAAAGAAAGCUAACAAAGACCAAGAGGCGGCUCCUACUGCUGCUAAUGAAAGCAGUGAUUCAAAGGAAGCCAAAAUGACUGAGGAUGAGCUUGGGAAAAAGGAGCAUAUUGCAGAGAAGAGCUCACCUUCAACUAAUAAACACGGAAAAGAAUCUGCAGAAACUAUGGAAAGUGCAAGAAAAGAGAAGGAGCGAGACUGGGAGAGUGAAAGCGAGAUGGAAGGUGAGGCCUGGUAUCUGACUAACAUGGAAGAACUAGUAACAGUGGAUGAAGUGGGAGAAGAUGAUCUUAUUAUGGAGCCUGAUAUAACGGAACUUGAAGAAAUCGUUCCGGUUGAUAAAGAUAAAACAAAUUCAGAAAUGUGUCCCUAUGUGUCUGCCAUUUUAGAACUGAAAAAUGACUGUAGCCAAUUAAAUAGGAGCGAUGGCGCAUUUGCCCAUGAAACUAUAGACCCAAAUUUUGUGUCAGCAAAGGAAAGCAUAGCAGCUUCCAGUGGCUGUCAAGAAAAUGAUGAUGCAGUUACUAAAGCAUCAAGCCUAAAUCUGGACACUGAACAGAAGCCAGAUACAUUGCAAGCAGACAAAGUUCAUAGGGAUUCUAAUUACCAUGAUAAGGAGAGGAAAAUGGAAGAAAGCUGUGACUUAAAACCAGAAGAUCCCCAUAAACCAUCUGAUCAUCUGAAAGAAGAGACCCUCCAGCUCCCUGACCAGUUUACGGAUGAUUACAAGGAGAUGGGAUCACAAGAAACGGAGAGCAGAGAAGUCAUGGAAAUGCUUGUGAAAAGCACCAUUGAAGCAGCAAGCCAAGGAAGCCAGGAGUGUCAAGAGACCAAGGCGAAUUCUAGAUACACGGAAAUGAAAUCUCCCGAAUACUCAGAGGUGGAAUCUAAACAAAUGCAUCCUUCACCGGCCUGGGAACAAGAGGACGUGUUCACAGAACUCAGCAUUCCUCUAGGUAUGGAAUUUGUGGUGCCCAGAACCGGGUUUUAUUGCAAACUCUGCGGACUCUUCUACACAAAUGAAGAGACGGCCAAAACAAGUCACUGCAGAAGUACUGUUCACUACAAAAAUCUUCAGAAGUAUCUCUCGCAACUUGCAGAAGAGAGUCUGAAAAUGAACGAACAAGACAGCAGUCUGCCACAGGACGACACUGGAAUUGUUCCUCGCUUUGAGAAGAAAAAGUUGUGAUGCCAACGAAGAGUUGGAAAUGGGUGAAUGCCAAUAUUUCCUUGUUGAUCUCUGACGUGACCGUCGAUUUGCACUGUACAGGGGAAUGGAAAGCACAAUAAAGAGCAUGUUCCAUGCAUUUAUGCCCAGAGUGCCCUUAAAAAAACAAAAUGCCUGAAAUAGUUUCCCACGGUGAAGCAGUGCUGGCAUAUCUCUAACAAGCGGAGCUAUUCUUUCUCACACUCUGCACGUUGGGAGCAGCUUCCUGCAUUAAAUUGGAUUCUCAGGGAUUCUCAGCGUUUUCAUUUGGGUGUUGGAGCGUGUUGGGUCAGGCUGAGUAUUUAGAAGUGUCUAGCGUCCUCCAGUGGAAAUAAUCAGAAAGGAAAUGUCCGGAGUGAAAUGAGCUUUAAUGUUGUUGAAACAGUAUCCUUCGCUUCACUCGUUGCCGUAAUGAAUAAUAAGUUAUGUAUGCGAGUCCUAAAUGAAUGAUAAACAUUAGAUGGCCCAAUGUAAACUCCAGCUGCAUCUGUGCCUUAGAGAAGUAUUUUAUGUCUGUAAUGUUAGGACAUUAAGUCAGUGUCAUAUAGAGGAAGGUGCAAUUUCUGUCCCAGACAUUUUGCAAUCUAAAUCCAGUGCAGUUAAAUUGUAUAAACUGAAAAUUAAUCUCCUUCAUGUUCCUUCACAUCCUUUAUUUUCCAUUCUCCUUCCUAUCUGGUGGCCAGGCCACUCUUUGGCCAUUUCUGAUUUUGAAAACUUUCCUUCAGAAAAUUCUAAAAAGCGUGCUUUCUCCAUCUUGGAUUAAGCUCCCACAAAACACUUUAUAAAUGCCACAUACUCGGAUCACGGUGCCUGUUGAACUACAAGUCUAUCCUUGGUGUGUUUUAUUUUAAACAUGUUUUUCUAAUCUCGGCAACCUUGUAUUUCCUGCUCUUUAUGGAAUUUGGCCAAUGCUGUAUUGACAUUUUCUGUAUUUUAUUCUCCUGCUCUUUUUUAUGGCAAAUAUAACAACUCACAGUUCACAGAAUGCUGCAGUGAGAACACAGGAUGCACCAGCAGCUCUGAUGUUAUUAUGUGCCAUUGUUUCUGCACAGUGUUGUGCUUAGUAUUAUGCACAGCCCCAUUGAAAUGCAGUUUGCAAAUUUCAGAUUAAUUUCAAUGGGGCUUUGUGUAGCAAAGUGAAUGUCUGACAACCGCUGCCAAAAACUGAUCCUGGAAUUCACCUUCACAAAAUGCACCCGAGAAUCCAGACAGAUGGGCACUCUGUGUUACUAUAGAGGGUUGGAAAGUUUUUGAAAUUUCAGUGAAAAACGGGGUGGGAGAUUUACAAAUUCCCCCCUUCCCAUUUUUUGCCCAUUUCUGCAGUCAAUUCCAUUGAAAUUUCUGGGAUUGGAUGCUUAGCUUCUAGCAGUAGGUGGUGGAUGUGGGAAAUCUUUUUUUCCAGAAAGGCUCCAUCCUUGAGAGCAACAUUAAUACUACAAAACAAUGCAAAAUAUCCAGCUCCUGAAACUGCUCCCACCAAAAUGCUUGUUUCAUAUAACCAGUACCAUCAGCCAUAUCCUUCUGCCCCUGGAAUAGCUUUCGUCACAGCGCUGUCUCCCACAGCUCCAUUUUGUUGUUCGCUGAGGUCCCAUUUGCCUGGUGCGCAUGUGCCUUCAUUUCAGCAAGAUAGUGCAAAUGGCAGAUUUUGUAUCCACACUUCUCCAGAGGUCAGGGAUUCUUUGGAAAUCAGAUUUGGAGCUGGCUUAUUGGGAAGAGAUACAGUAAUGAGGUGCAGAGAUGAGCUUACCUGGCUUCUGGAUAUGUUUGGAUUUGGGCUCAUUUUUCACCUAACACAGGAUUUUUAUUCUUAAAAAUCAUGAAAAACAAAAGUAUUUUGCUACACACAUUCUUAUUAUAUUAUAAUAAUAUUUGAAUUCAGUGAUAUAGGUGCAAGUGUGUAUUGGAAGGUAUAAAAAUUAUGGAAAUGGAAGCAACUUCCCUGCCUUCCCUGUCCAAAGCGGCUAAGGUACUUUGCACAGACGGAGUGAACAGAAUUACCCACAUGACCUUGCAGCACAGUAGGUCCAGGGGAAAAUUGCCCAAGUGUAAGCACCUGAUUUUUAUAUAGAAAAUGAUUACCCCACUGGGGCCAAGAUUACUGGCAGAUAGUUGCACCAUCUGGUUGGACUUGAUGCGAAUGGGAAGAAGAGCUCAUGAUGCUCCAAAGCCACCUGCUUCUAGCAAUGUAUCCUCAGCCCAACAGAAGUAAGAAAAGAAAUGCUUUCAUUAUUGUUAUUAAGAUUAUUUAUUUAUAUUGCAGUCGUACCUGCAGAUCCAGCCCCUUAGCUCUUGGCACUGUGCAAUCACAAGUGUUCCUAGGCCCAAAAGACAGCUAUUACUUUGAGAAUUUUACUUUCCUUUAUUUCCAAAAUCUGCACAUUUUAAAAGCAGGAGAAAACCAACCCCAAGUCUUAGACUAAAUACUAACAAUCUGUGCAAUCAGUUUUCAGCCCAGUGCAAUUUGAGAUGAAGUCCUUCUCACCAAAGAGGCUUUCAUGACAAUGCUGACAGGUGCAUCACUCCGAGACAGCUCUCUCACCUGUCCUGCUGAGAGUCAGCACAUCUGGAAAGGUAGCUUACUUGCCUCUCUCAGCUACUGUAAAAUAUGUUGUUUCUUUUUUUUUGGCUUGCUAUAUUUAAAAUCUGAAAUUGAAUCUAAGAUGUAUUAUUUUUUUAGUUGGUAUAGAUCUUCACAAAUAUCAUUUUCACUACUUAUAUUAAUAUAUGUAUAGCAGCAAGCAGUUUCAAGUCUAGCCAAAAGUUAUUUAUUAUUAUUUAAAGAAGAGCUUCCUCCAUAUUUAUGAAUAAUCUCAACAUGUCUCAACCAAAGAUUUCACUUUUUAAACAAGGAGUGUGUUUUAGUCUGUGCAAAACCUUGAUGGAUUUCAAACAGUCUUUCAUGUCAAAUGCAACUUGCUUUUUCUGAGGUAAAAAUAAAAUAAAAUAAUUGAAACAUUGCCCCAUAAGACUUGACAAAUUGUAAUACUGGCUUGAGCACUAAAUUAGUGUCAGGCUGGUUAUAUUCAGGGUUUUUCUAUUUUCUAACUAUUAAGGCUGUGAUUUGUUGAAUUAUACUUGAACUGGACCAGACGUACUAUUUAUUGAGCUUAUACAAUCUUGUUAAUUUAAGUUUUGGCUUGUAAAACAUUGGAAAGUGUUAGUUCUUGUUGAAUUAUGUAGGAAUUGUCACCAGCAGUAACUGAUCUGUGUAACUGAUUGCAAAGCAUUUCAAUUUGUGUUUCUUAAAAAGAAUGAUUUUAAUAAAGAGACUUUUAAAGCA